Messenger RNA from Rhipicephalus sanguineus (brown dog tick), 768 nucleotides. Its product is annotated as gamma-secretase subunit Aph-1. The record is from RefSeq and is a predicted model, not a curated record. Gene Ontology annotation, biological process: positive regulation of catalytic activity; Notch receptor processing; protein processing. Lineage: Eukaryota; Metazoa; Arthropoda; Arachnida; Ixodida; Ixodidae. Gene Ontology annotation, molecular function: protein-macromolecule adaptor activity. Gene Ontology annotation, cellular component: membrane; endoplasmic reticulum; gamma-secretase complex. Bases 1 to 768 code for a protein of 255 amino acids. The transcript is spliced from 4 exons.
AUGACUCUGCUGGAAUUCACCGGCUGUUCUCUGCUGGGUUUCGGCCCGACGCUGUCGAUGUUCGUGCUCACAGUGGCGGGACAGCCGAGCCGCGUGAUUGUGUUCGUGACGGGCUCCUUUUUCUGGCUGCUCUCGCUGCUGCUCGCCUCUCUCGCCUGGCUGCUGCUUGUGCCCCUGCACCAUUACAGCGCAUCAGGGGUCGCCAUCGCUGUCCUCUCACAGGCACGCUCCCUUCUGCUGGGCGCCGAGGAUCGCGAGUGCUUCCGGCUGCUCUUCUUCCGUGUGCUGCGCAAGGCCGAGCGCGUGCUGAACGCGGUAGCGCUGACCGCUGCCGAGGACGUACUGCGCUCUCGUUUGGCAUUCGCCUACACGGCUGGCCUCGCCUUUGGAGCCAUGAGCGCACUCUUCUCGCUACUCGGCCAGCUUGCUGACGCCCUGGGGCCCGGGACGGCAGGCAUUUUCGGAGGUACGCCGCGACGUCUAACUGUGGCAGCAAUCACUGCAGCCACCUUCAGUGUGCUGCAUGUCUUCUGGGCCCUGGUCUCUUUCCACGCGCUUGACACGCGCCGAUGGUCGGUGCUCGCCUUCGCCCCGGCUGCCCACAUGGCCGCAUCGGCGGCCACGCUGCUGGCACCUGGCGGCGACUACGUCAUCUUCCUGGGCGCCCUCUGUGCAGUCCUGGCGGUGUCUGCGGCGAUGGCGUUUCACGCGGCGGGAGGCAGCGCUGGAAAUAUUGUCGUUUUAUUCAGGCGCGGCUCCAAGAAAUGA